Molecule: messenger RNA, 3584 nt
Organism: Colletotrichum godetiae
Lineage: Eukaryota; Fungi; Ascomycota; Sordariomycetes; Glomerellales; Glomerellaceae
Product: mitochondrial protein cyt-4
Exons: 2
Coding region: 79-3348 (1089 amino acids)
Molecular function (GO): 3'-5'-RNA exonuclease activity; RNA binding
Source: RefSeq, a predicted model, not a curated record
GCCGUUGAGACGGGACUUCGUGGCGAGGGACGUCGCUCAAUACCACGUCCUCAUAGCAUUGCCACAAAUUUGCCCGCAAUGUUGCGAACCUCUGGCAAACCAUAUGUGUGCUGGAGAUGUCUUUCAUCCAGGCCGUCACUAUCGCCAGUCGCUGGCGGCUUGCACUCCACCCUAUCACUCCAGCAGCUAGGGACAGGCUCCACGGAGUCUAGAAGGUCAUAUGCGGGUGGAAGAUCCCACUACAGUGGCAACCAGGGCGGGAACUAUCGCGGGAAUUAUGGCCACCAAGGCGGUAACGCUCGUGGUGGUAACUAUGGCAAUGGCGGUGGCAGAGGUGGGCCUCGCAAGCCAACGACCAUAGCCACGAAAGAGGAACUGAAAUAUAUCCGUCAAAAGUCGGAUAUCAGGAUGCGGCUCCGGGACUGGGAGAGCGCAAACUACUCACCCUCGAAGCGUCUGCUCCAGGACCUGCCUACGCAGGACACGCCGCUGCUGAACUACCUGACCAGACCGGAUCUGCUCCCUGCCUCUGUGGGAUCCAUGGCAGGUAGAGAAAAGGAACUACACGAUAAAACCAAGCAGAACCGCGACUUGUCCGAAGGCGACGAACUUCAGGAUCUACGAGGAUCUACAUUCGCCCUCAAACCUGGUGACCUGGUCGAGACAAAGUACAACAGCGGCCGCUUGCCCAUCCUGGCAAUCUGUGUUGGCCGUCACAACAAUUCGCAGUACUUCUACAUGAGCACGGGUGAACUCGUCCCAGAGCGCAACAUCGUCACCCUCUUCAUCCUCAAAAACUUUGUCGACCCGUACAGACUCAAGCCCCUCGCCGACAUCUUGCCCGCGGAACCCGAGACAGAGGAGCGGCGCAACGCGCUGUUUCACAACCAUACGCCGGAUGCGCUCAAAACCGCCGCCCAACUACAGGGAGACUUGAUCAAAUUCUACCAAGACUCCGUCUCGUUUUAUCAGUCCCAGCUCACCUUGGACCUCGCGAGCAAACACUUGGCUACGGGCGAGCUGCAGUACCUCAGCCUCGAGGAGAUCGCGGACAAGCUGCUGCCUCAGCACGUAAAAGUGGGCGACAGGUUCCUUCCCCAUCAGCUGUAUGCUGUGCAUACCGCCCUGAACCGCGAUGGAUGGGGGUUCCGCCCGCUCAACAUGAAGUGGCACAGGCGCAACUACAUCUACGAGGUCAGGUCCACAUCCGACCUCAAACUCCUGAACAAGGUCGAGAACCAGGUCCGCGAACUGGUGGAGGGCGCCGCGCUGCGCGAAAACCCGGCGCAAUCCCUCUCCCUCCUGCGUCAGAACAGCCUCGGUUCCUUCAUCCUCAAGGCUCGCGGAAUAAUCCAGGCGAGCCGGCUGAGGCGAGAGUGGACGCCUCAUGGCAUGAUUGGACCUAGCAAUGACGAGGUGGAUAGCCUCGCGACUUGGAGCAAGCAGGAUCUCGAUUACAUCCGCUUCAUGGAGCUAUGGGCGUGUCACCGCAUCGUGCCGAAGCCAUCUCAGCUCGAGAGUCUAGGCUCCACCAUUCUGAAGUUGACGGACUGCUACAAGGAUUCCGACUGGGUGGCGUACUGGACGGCCUUCACUUUCCUCCAGGAGAUCGGCUGGAUUCCACCCUGGGACAUCCCGGCUCGUUACGAGUACAAGCUCGCGGGCACCACUGUCCAGCGAGGCGCUACCAUGGAGACGCCCCUCGUGGACGUCAACGCAUCACUCCGACCUGAUAUCGCUGAGGGCCACAGGCGUGACUGGGGCAAAACAACAAUCUUCUGCGUGGACUCUGAGCAAACGGCCGACGUGGACGACGGCUUCUCAGUCGAAGCGGCUGAGAAGCCCGGGGAAUAUUGGAUACACAUCCACAUUGCCGACCCAGGAUCCCGCAUCGACCCCAAAUCCGCGCUCGCUCGUCAACUCGAAAAGGCGCCAUCGAGUUUGUACAUGCCCGGAUACAACCAAAAGAUGCUGCCGCGGGAUCUCGAGCAGGAGUUCUCGCUGAACCCUGGCCGACCGUCGUUGACCUUCAGCGCCAAGGUUAACGAGAUAGGGGACAUCCUAGACUACAAAGUCGAGCCGGGCACCGUGCAAAACAUCUUGCACAUCCCCAAGGGAGAGGUCACUGGCAUCCUGCCCGGCCUUGAAACACAGACCGUCAGCAAAACCUUCGCCGUGGGCAAGCCACCCUCGCCGCCCAAGCCUGUGAAGCACAUCACUACCGCCGCAGACCUGUCCCAGGAAGAUAGGGAUGACCUGCUCCUCCUCAACCGCCUUUGCAAAGCCCUCAAGCAUCGCCGCGUGGAAAAGGGACAGCUACCCCCUUUCGAGACCAGAUUCGACUCACCCAAGGUAUCCCUCGACCACAUCGUCGUCAAAGGCGACUCCGACAACCUGACCAAGUCCAUGGCGUGGCAGGGCGACCCGUUUAUCGAAUUCAGCACGUCCACGUACAGCAAGGCAGACCGCCUCGUCGAGUCCCUCAUGCACACGGCCGGCGAAGUCGCCGCAAAGUGGUGCCAGGCCCGCGCCAUCCCCGUCCCCUACAGCACUCAACCCGACGCCGUCGCCAACGCAGAGGGCCUCGCCGCCUACCGCCGCGAGCACAUUGACCCCCUAACAGCGCAAGGCAAGCCCAUUCCCGCCGAGCACAUCCACAGGCUCCUUGUCUACGUCGGCAACUCGGAGAUCUCGGCCAGCCCGGCGCCCUUUUACGCCGUCGGCGUAGACGCCUACGCAAAGUCCACCAGUCCCAUCCGCCGCUUCAACGACCUCGUCGUCCACUGGCAGAUCCACGCCGCCCUCGCACACGAGCGCGAGACGGGCCGCUCCCUCGUCCGUGAGGACGUCUCAUCCGAUGAGGCCGAUGCCGACGCCGGCGCCGCCUUCCUCCCCUGGACGCAUCGCUCCCUAUCCAACGCGCUGCCGAUGCUUCACGCCCUGCAGCGCCAGAUCAAGCAAGUCGACAACAAGAACGCCCCAACGCACUGGGUCGCGCAGGCGCUCUUGCGCGCGUGGCGCUUCGGCGAGGCACCGCUGCCAAAGACAUUUAAGCUUGUCGUCGACGCCGUCUACUCGUUUGGUCUGAGGGGUCGGUUGAGCACCUUUUACAACCUGGGCGCCUCUGUGAACCUGCUGGGGCUGGAUGGUUACUGUAGGCUCGCGGACAUGCAGGUUGAUGAUGUGAUUGAUGUCGAGAUUACCGACAUCAAUGUUGUGACCAUGCAGAUUUGGUGUCAGCCCGUGGGACGACGACGUGUUGACAAGAAGAAGAAGAAGACGACGACGACGAAGAAGGAUGAUGCCCCUGCUGACGAUGCGGUAGCGGCCACUCCCAUGCCUGCUUGAUUGCGCUGGGCAGCACGGCUUUGUAACACCUGUAACACCACCCCGAGAGGAAUCUCCUCGUGUAAGAUGGAAGACAAAAACAACUGUACAAUAUAACAUAGACCUUUUGUAAGAUGGUACGAAACGCUGGGAAUCAUCCACACACUGGAUCAAUUUGUAGGGCCAGGAAACCGCCCUUUGGAAGUAGAGAUAGGCUGGCUAUCUGUAUAACAUUGCCAUAACUCAAAACGAAAUCC